CUUCUUUGUGCUAAACUGUUUAGCAUAAAACAUUUCUGUCAGUCACUGCUUUAAAUUGUCUCUUUCAGAGCUCUGUGGACUUUUUCGUUGAAGAUUUUUUGGUUCAAGGAUUAUUCUUAGCUGAGCAUUACGUAAUCAUCUCUUUUUUCAGUUUCAAAGAUUUUGAAACUGAAAAAAAAAAUUGAAAAAAACGAAAAAAAUUCAAUUCAAGAUAAAAUCGCUAUUUUAAUUGUAUUGCCUCUGAAUUAAAUCAUUCUUUUGAUUAUCUGGUUAAAUCAGCAGACUGAAUAUUGUGAUUUUCAAAGAUGGCUUCUAAAGUUGAAGAAUUUAUGAUAAAACCUGAAAAUGUUUCUCCCACAAAUGAUUCAUCCAAAUGGCCUUUAUUAUUGAAAAAUUACGAUAAAUUGAAUGUUAGAUGUGGUCAUUAUACUCCAAUUCCCUUUGGUACUUCUCCCUUGAAAAGAGAUUUAAAGAAUUAUAUUGCAACUGGUAUAAUAAACUUAGAUAAACCCUCAAAUCCAUCUUCUCAUGAAGUUGUCGCAUGGAUCAAAAGAAUCUUGAGAGUUGACAAAACUGGUCAUUCAGGUACUUUGGAUCCAAAAGUCACUGGUUGUUUAAUUGUCUGUAUUGAUAGAGCAACCAGAUUAGUCAAAUCUCAACAGGGUGCUGGUAAGGAAUAUGUUUGUGUUGCUAGAUUGCACAACGAAUUGCCUGAUGAGAAACAAAUGGCCAAAACUUUGGAAAACUUAACUGGUGCUUUAUUCCAAAGACCCCCAUUGAUCUCUGCUGUUAAAAGACAAUUAAGAGUUAGAACAAUUUAUGACUCAAAAUUAAUUGAAUUUGAUAAUAAAAGAAACUUGGCUGUCUUUUGGGCUUCAUGUGAAGCUGGUACUUAUAUGAGAACUUUAUGUGUUCAUCUAGGUAUGUUAUUAGGUGUUGGUGGUCAUAUGCAAGAGUUGAGAAGAGUUCGUUCUGGUGCUCUAUCCGAAAAUGAUAAUUUGGUCACUUUACAUGAUGUUCUAGAUGCCCAAUGGGUUUAUGAUAACACCAGAGAUGAGUCCUAUCUAAGAAGAAUUAUACAACCUCUAGAAACUUUAUUACUUGGUUAUAAAAGAAUAGUUGUCAAGGACUCUGCUGUCAAUUCAGUCUGCUAUGGUGCUAAAUUGAUGAUGCCAGGUUUAUUGAGAUACGAAGAUGGUAUUGAAUUAUUUGAUGAAGUUGUCUUGAUCACCACAAAGGGUGAAGGUAUAGCAAUUGCUAUUGCUCAGAUGUCCACUGUUGAUAUUGCUUCCUGUGAUCAUGGUGUGGUAGCCAAAGUCAAAAGAUGUAUCAUGGAAAGAGAUAGCUAUCCAAGAAAAUGGGGUUUAGGUCCUGUUGCUUCAAAGAAAAAACAAUUGAAAAAAGAAGGAAAAUUAGAUAAAUAUGGUCGUACUAACGAAAAUACCCCAGAUUUCUGGAAAUCUGGUUACAAAUCUUUUGAUCCAGCUGAAUCUUCAACCACUCCUAUUAUUUCAGAGGUCAAAUCAGAGCCCAACACUAAAACCGAAGAUAUUGAAAUGAAAACUGUUCCUGCAGUUACUGCUGAACCAGUUGUGGAAACCCCAGCUGUUUCGAAGCCUGUGUUCCAGGAAGAUAGCCCUCUGAAUAGUUCAACAGCAGCUGAAUUUUCUAAAAAAGUGAAAAAGGAAGUAAAAGAGAAAAAAGAAAAGAAAGAGAAGAAGGACAAGAAAGAGAAGAAGGAUAAAAAGGAAAAAAAGGAUAAGAAAGACAAGAAAUCCAAAAAGAGAAAAUCCGAAGAAGAGGAUGGAGAGAAGAAAAAGAAAAAAAAGAAAGAAUAACUCAACAAAAAUUCACAUAGCCAUAAAUUGAAUUAAAUUAAAAUUAUAAAGAAUAUAUUUUAUUGAUUUUUUUAUAAAUUUCACCUUUUUUUUAAGUCCCACCUUUUAUUUAUGUAGUUAAUGUAAUAUAUAAAAAUUUCUCCCAAACCAUUAAUUAUUAACACAAAAAGUCAAAAUCAUAUACCAAAACUAUAAAAACUAAAUAUAUAAAAAAAAAAUUUAUUACCUAAAACUCUGAUUAAAACCCUGGAAUAAAUAAAUAUCAAUUAUCUAAUUU
Messenger RNA from Ascoidea rubescens DSM 1968, 2115 nucleotides. It is a transcript of the gene CBF5, whose product is annotated as pseudouridine synthase CBF5. Gene Ontology annotation, cellular component: box H/ACA snoRNP complex. Lineage: Eukaryota; Fungi; Ascomycota; Saccharomycetes; Ascoideales; Ascoideaceae. Bases 306 to 1838 code for a protein of 510 amino acids. Gene Ontology annotation, molecular function: RNA binding; pseudouridine synthase activity. Gene Ontology annotation, biological process: snRNA pseudouridine synthesis; rRNA pseudouridine synthesis; box H/ACA sno(s)RNA 3'-end processing. The record is from RefSeq and is a predicted model, not a curated record. The transcript has a single exon.